This is a messenger RNA of Cynoglossus semilaevis (tongue sole), 963 nucleotides long. RefSeq names its product obscurin-like protein 1. The coding region runs from base 316 to 876 and encodes 186 amino acids. The record is from RefSeq and is a predicted model, not a curated record. Lineage: Eukaryota; Metazoa; Chordata; Actinopteri; Pleuronectiformes; Cynoglossidae. The transcript has 2 exons.
CAAAGGUCGCCCUACAGCUGAGUCUAUAUUAGUGCUGAUGACCUCAGACUGGUGAAGACACAGAUUACUCUGUUCUUCAAUGUGGAGGAAAUCUGACACUGUUGAUGUUUGAAUGUGAUACUUUAAUUGUUCAGAGCGUAUUCUUUUUUUUUUUAUCUGGCUUGUCUGCAAACGUCGCAAUAGGUCUGACUAUACUUUUACCUGAUUGUUUGACAGAACCUUGUAGUAUGUCGGUUGUUUGAAAUCACGUGUUAGUUCCAGGUAAUGACUGACGUCUGUAGUAGAGGAAGUAAUCACUGACACAGAAGAGGAGACAUGGCAGACAGCAUACCCGGAGGAAUCGUAGCGGCUGCGAGUAAGUUCUUCACACACGCUCUGCUGUGUCUGCAGUUUAAGUCAGAAGCUUUUAGAUUUUCACCACGUGUGUUUUCGAUGUCAGAGAACCGGCUGCAGGUGCUGAAGGGUCUGGAGGAUGUGGAGGUGUCCGAGUGUGAGAGCUGCUCCUUUGAGGUGACGCUCAACCUGGCCUACAUCGAAGGGGUGUGGACCAGGGACGGGAUUCAACUCAAGUGUCGGCCCAACUGUCGCAUCAAUAUGCACGGAAAGAAACACUCGCUCACACUGAACAGAGUGUCUCUGGGAGAUGCCGGCCUCUUCUCCUUUCAGGCUGAUGGUGUUCAGACGUCAUGUCGUCUUUGUGUCAGAGCCAGGGAUAUACACAUAGUGAAGGACCUGGAGGAUGUCGACAUAGUUGAACGUCAACCUGUGACCUUCACGUGUGAGGUCAACCAGGUUGAUGUGGACGGUCGUUGGUACAGAAAUGACACCAGGAUUCGAACCGGGGACAACAUCAAGAUCAGACACCAGGGCAAGUGACCACCACCGUACUCGUUCUAUGCACCCUAAUUUACAUUUUUAGUAAAAUAAUAGUUUCUAUCUUCAUACAGGUAGAACACAUACACU